CAACGCAAAAGAUGGAAAUGACAAACACUGCAGUCGGAGGACCAACAAGCAAUGCCGGCUCUUCUGCACUCGCUAAACCCACCAACGGAACCUCACGCCCGUGGUUUUGCCAGAGAAAGGUGAUGAUCCCCUUGACGAUCGGGCUGUUCCUAAUUAUAGCCACCAUGGCCAGCGUGGCUGCAUCUAUGCAUUUGAGUUACGCAACUGCGAAAGACUCCCUGGCGCGGUACACGAAGCUUCCGCAACACAGAGCGUACAGACCAGCGCCAUCACUUUUUGUCAACGACACGGACCUGCGUCGGUGCGAGCAGAUCGUGACCUACAACGACACACAAACGGUGGCUUUUCAGUACUGCCGUCCCGAAGGACAGGAAAGGGGAACGUGCCACUGGUUCGUCAACAUAGUCAGGCUAGGCACCCUGCCGGACGGCGAAUGCGAUGUCUACACUUACGGUAAGUCAACAUCAAAGGGACGCUGA
Rhipicephalus microplus (southern cattle tick) is the source of this 479-nucleotide messenger RNA. RefSeq lists its product as uncharacterized. The record is from RefSeq and is a predicted model, not a curated record. NCBI's taxonomy places the organism in Eukaryota, Metazoa, Arthropoda, Arachnida, Ixodida, Ixodidae.